UUACAAUUUAUGUCAUCCCCAUAAGCUGAAAAAUUAAAUGAUGUUUGGGACUGCUCUUUGUUUCUUCUGUUUGGUUGGGUUUCUUCUUCAGUUGGAGGGAUCAGCGUCGUCAUCAGAAGCUCACUUCAGAUGUUCCGCCGCCGGCGUCGACCACCGGAAAAAUAGAGUUGUGAAGGUGGGAGUAAUUGCUGAUAAUAGCUCCAGGGUGGGCAGGGAACAGAUUGUGGCCUUUCAUAUGGCUCUCCAAAAUUAUCCUUCAUUUAAUUCUUGCCAUAAGCUGCACCUCCUCCUCCUCGAUUCGCCGGACAACCCUGCACACGCAACCAGUACCGCUUUGGAUCUGAUUAGCAGCAAAAAAGUGAGCGCCGCCAUUCUUGGGACAGAUACUUAUAUUUCCGAGUUUGAAAAAAGCAGUAUAAAUAUCCCCACGAUAUCACUCCCAGUUGCUGCGGCUUAUUCCCUUAAUCCUCCUCUAAUCUCACCGCCCUCCUUCAUUCAGAUGGCUCACGACAUGUCGUAUCACACGCAGUGCGCAGCCGCCAUCGUCGGCCACUUUAAGUGGCGCAAAGUUACUGUAAUCUACGAGAACAAGAACGACAUGUCGACGAAAAACAUUGAGACUCUGAUUCUCCUCUCUAACUCACUUCGAGAUUUCAACGCAGAGAUUGAGCAAAUCUCAGCUUUCUCUUCAUCAUUUACGGAAGCUAUGAUUGAGGAGAAGCUUAAAGGCCUUGCGGGUCGCGAGAGAACAAAUUACAAGGUCUUCAUAGUGAUGCAAUUUUCCAUGGAGUUGGCAAAAAUUCUUUUUCAUAAAGCAAAUAAAAUGAACAUGAUGGAUCAGAAUGGAUAUUUUUGGAUUGUUGGAGACGAGAUAUCAAGUCUUCUAGAUUCUUUGGGUAUGUCUAAUUUCCAUAACAUGCAGGGCGUCAUUGGUUUUCGAACUUAUUUUGACCAUUCCAAAGAUUCUUUCAAGCAAUUCAGAAGAAAAUUCCGUAGGAAAUAUAUUUCUGAAUAUCAUCAAGAGGAUGAGGAUGAGGAGGAGAAUAUUGCAGAGCCCAGCAUCUUUGGGCUUCGAGCUUAUGAUGCAUCAUGGGCCCUGGCCCAAGCCAUGCUCAAACUGCAAGGAAAUUUUAGUAGCAAACAACUGUUGAAGGAAAUUUUAGGCACUGAAUUUGAAGGGCUUAGCGGGAAGAUAGGAUUUGAUCAGAAGAAUGGUAUGUUAAUGCAAGCGCCAACUUUUGAAAUCAUUUAUGUGGUGGGUAAGAGCUACAAAGAGGUGGCAUUUUGGAAACAAAAUGUUGGAUUUUUCAAUAGCUUGAAUGAAGAUCAUGAAGAGAUCAAUAAUGGGGUUGUGGAUUUGUCAAGAUUGGUUUACUGGGGAGGGAGAGGACAUAGUAGAGGUCUAGAAGAAGGGAGGAUUAGUAGUCCUGAUUAUGGAGUUGGCAGAACAUUAAGAAUUGGUGUUCCAGCCAAUAAUACGUUUCAUGAAUUUGUGAAGGUAUCGUACGACCACAUUAAUGGAAUUUACAUCUCUGGAUUUUCCAUUACUGUGUUUGAAGCUGUCGUCAAGAACCUGCCUUAUCCAUUGUCCUACAAGUUGGUCCCCUUCAAUGGCUCUUAUGACGGAUUGGUAAACCAAGUCUACACAAAGGGUUUGGAUGGCGGGGUGGGAGAUAUAGGAAUAUUUGCGGACCGAUUUGAAUAUGUGGAUUUCUCACAGCCAUAUCUGGUGUCUGGGCUUAUGAUGAUAGUGAGAGAGGAGAAAGAGAAUUGGAAAGAAUUAUGGGUAUUCAUGAAAACAUUUACGAUGACAAUGUGGAUAAUAUUGCCAUUGCUGCAUAUAUUCAUAAUCUCCGUGGUCUGGCUGGUUAGGGAAGAAGAUAGCGAAGCGCCUUUGACAUCAGGAUUCGGAAACAUGCUCUGGUUUGCAAUAGCCGUCAUUUUUUACGCACAAAGAGAACAAGUAAACGGUGGAUUGGCUCGGCUGGUGCUAGGGCCAUGGUUGUUCGUAAUUCUCGUGGUAACCUCAAGUUUCACAGCGAGUUUAACAUCAAUGAUGACGGUUUCAAGAUUUGGGCCAUCAGUGGUAGACAUCGAAACAUUGAGGCAGACAAACGCAAGUGUGGGAUGCAACUUUCACUCUUUCAUAAUGCGAUAUCUGACCAAUGUGUUGCAUAUUCCUCUCGAUAACAUUAAGACCAUCGUGGGGAUUGAUGAUUAUCCAAAGGCAUUCGACCGUGGAGAUAUCAAAGCAGCUUUCUUCAUAACUCCCCAUGCCAAAGUCUUUCUUGCUAAGUACUGCAAAGGCUACACCACUGCUGCUACUUUCGAUCUGGGUGGCAUUGGCUUUGCUUUUCCAAAAGGUUCAACUCUGGCUGCGGACGUAUCUACAUCAAUCAUUGAGCUGAUAGAGAGAAGAGAGAUGCCACAGCUACAAACAAUGUUGCUCUCCACCUUCAAUUGCUCUUCAUCUGGCAAGGUUGAUGUUGAUGCCUCAACUUUGGGGCCAGGGCCUUUCAUGGGUUUGUUCAUCAUUUCAGCAAGUAUUGCUGUACUCUGUGCUGCUAUAAAACUAGUUAAAAGAAGGUUGGGCAAUGGCGCCCAUGCACAAGUCCAACCCAUGGGUGAGACAAACCCGGUAAUUGGAUUAGAACUGGUGGACGCUAGGACAAUAAACGAGAAUGUUGCGAACCGACCUUAUCCUCUAUAAGAAUUCAAGACAUAAUUAAAAAUUUAAUUACAUGAUUGUUGUUGUAAUCUAAAUUUAAUUUCUCUUUACCACUUAUCUUUCAUCUCUAGAAUUUUCCUAUAUCUCUUACUUUUCUCUCUCUUCUUAACUUUUCUUAGAUAUAUGUAUAUCUCUAACUUUUCUCUCUCUUCUUAACUUUUCUUAGAUAUAUGUCCAAUUAUUGAUCGUUGACUUUUUUUAGUAGGUAAGAGUGGAAGAUCGAACUUAGAACCUCUUGAUUGGAUAUAUAU
This is a messenger RNA of Momordica charantia (bitter melon), 2979 nucleotides long. Its product is annotated as glutamate receptor 2.5-like. Gene Ontology annotation, molecular function: ligand-gated monoatomic ion channel activity. Gene Ontology annotation, cellular component: membrane. Lineage: Eukaryota; Viridiplantae; Streptophyta; Magnoliopsida; Cucurbitales; Cucurbitaceae. The record is from RefSeq and is a predicted model, not a curated record.